AUGCAGUCCGAUUCAAGCUCCGAUGACUCUAACACCGCCACUUCCAGUCUUACACCUAAAUAUGUCUGCAAGCGAUGCUCCAAAGAGUACGAAAAUGGCCAUGCUUUAGCUGGCCACUACAACGCUCAUCGCUACAGAAGCUUCCCUAGCAUAAAUCUUCUUACUGUCAACAUGGCGAUGGUCACCAACUUCCACCAGAAUCCACCACCACCACCGUCACCAGCUGUGGUUGCAGAACAGGCGGUGGUGCAAACCACCCAGUUCAACGGAUCUCCUCAUGGAGUUCUCAAACUGAAGGCUAGAGGUUCUCCAAGGUAUCAUCCUUAUCUUGUCAAGAAGAAUAAUGGUGCAGACUCUAGUAACUCUCAGAAAACCAUAAGUGAUCCUUUGUCUAAUGUGUCGAAGAAGGAUGCUGAUGGUGUUGUUGGAUGUGGUGAUGAAGAUGGUGACGGUGUUGAGGCGAAGAGCUCAAAAAAGGAGGAAUUGGACCUGGAGCUGAGGCUAGGGUUCUAUAAGGUUGACGGUAAAAAAAGGUUUUAA
Molecule: messenger RNA, 540 nt
Organism: Jatropha curcas
Lineage: Eukaryota; Viridiplantae; Streptophyta; Magnoliopsida; Malpighiales; Euphorbiaceae
Source: RefSeq, a predicted model, not a curated record